AUGUACAACCCCUGGAGCGCCCAUAACCAUGGCCACGCGCAUCACCCACACCCACACGCCCACCACGGGCAACACACGCACCACGGCAACGCCGCACCGGCAACCGUGACUUCCGUAUCGAGCGUCCCGGGGGCAGCAUCAAGAAUGGACCUGGACCCUAGCGGUGUCGGCGGCGGCGCUGGUGGUGGCGGAGGCGCCCCCUCCCACACCCAGGCCUCCUCGCAGUCCUCAUACACCAUGUCGCAGAUGCGCUGGCUGCCCAGUAUGGUUACUACGCGCUCGCACAACCAGCAUCACAACCACAACCACAAUGCGGCGUCGCUGCCGACCAUCUCGUCGGGACUCAGGCUGCAGCAUCCACAGCAACAGGGCGGGCAUUCGCAUGCGCAGGCGUCUGUCAUUGAUGUGUCGAGGGCGCCGCCGCCGCCGUUGGUGAAUCCGGGGAGUGUGAAUGUGGGUGUUGGGCUUGGGCCUGUGGUGGAGUCUGUGGAGAGCGAGGAGAGUGAUCGGUCUGAGAGUCCUGGGGAGACGACGUCGGGGACGAGGGAUGUGAGCGGGGCGGAUGCAUUGGGGGAGCCGGAGUUCUCGUCUGGGCGGAAUGGCCUUGUUGGUGUGGGGAGGGGUGACGAUGAUGGUGAUGUCGAGUUACUGGGGGAGAGUACGACGGGCAAAGAUGCGCAGUCGGGCCUCACCCCGCGGAAACACGGCAAACGCCUCACAACAAAGGAGGAGGUCUCCCUCUUCGAGAUCUGUAACCGGCACGCUGCCGACUUCGGCCGUCGCAGUAACCUCUGCAAAUGGUGGAUGACGGUGACGACGGAGUUUACCCGCGGCCAGAAACAUCCAUACUCGUGGCACUCUGUGCGGCGCAAGGUUGAAAUCGUCACGAAGCAGCGCAUGAAGUUCCUCGAGGAGCAGCGCGACAAGGGGACAACAGAGGCAGACGACCUGUCGAACCCGCGAUGGCGCGCCGUCGUCGACGCCUGGAUCCCGACCUGGCAGCGCUGGGAAGAGGCUGAAGCGGCGCGGAUCGAGAAACGAGACUCGCGGAGACCGCGGAAACGCAAGUGGACUGUCACCACGCCUACCGCCACCAUCACGACGGACGGAGCAUGGGACCUCACCAACUCCACCGCAACCGCACCGAAUACAGAAGCCUGGCAAGCGCCCUCAAGUAGCAGCAACAGCCCAAUGGUAACCCACACUCAAUCCCACCCUGCACCACCAACGACAUCCACCACUGUAACCCCCGUCCGGUUACCGCCAGGCUUCGACACCAUGUUCUCGCAAACACAAACACAGCAAGCUCCCUCCUCAAUACCCUACACCCAGCACACGCAGCGCGCCCCACCACCAGCCCCAGCACCAGACAACACGAUCAUGACCGCCGUCCUCGAAACCCUGGGAAAACUAAACAAGCACUUCGAAGCCAAAGAUAACAACACCGCCCCAACACAAUCUCAGCAACCCGCUCAACAACAACAACAACAACCCUCACAAUCCCAAACUGACGCCGACGCCUUUAGCGGCCUUGGCGGAGAUUCCGGAACGUUAGGAGCAGACGACAUUGCAACUGCAACUCUGACCCGUUUAAAAGAGGACCUGCGGAGAGAGAUGAUGGUUGAUCUCCGCGCGGAGUGGGAUAAGGAGCGCGCGGUGCUUGAGGAAAAGCUGGAUUCUGUACAGCGCACGCAGGAGAUGAUACUCGAGAUGCUGAGGCAGGAACCUUCCUGA
Aspergillus calidoustus is the source of this 1734-nucleotide messenger RNA. Lineage: Eukaryota; Fungi; Ascomycota; Eurotiomycetes; Eurotiales; Aspergillaceae. The record is from the annotation of a GenBank genome assembly.